AGCUCUCUCAUAUCUCAUACAGACUACAGUAAUAUUUUAUUUGCACUACUACUACUACUUUAUUUAAGCAGAAGCAGGCGAGUGAGGAAGAGCGAAGAGUGAAGAGAAUGGCUCCCAAGGGUUUAACCUUUCUGGCUGUGUUAAUAUGCGUUUCAGCACUGUCACUGAGUCCUUCUGUUGCGGGGGAAGGGCAAAAUAAUGGCCUUGUUAUGAACUUCUACAAGGAAUCAUGCCCUCAGGCUGAAGACAUCAUCACAGAACAAGUCAAGCUUCUCUACAAGCGCCACAAGAACACUGCUUUCUCCUGGCUCAGGAACAUCUUCCAUGACUGUGCUGUUCAGAGUUGUGAUGCUUCACUGUUGCUGGACUCCACAAGAAGGAGCUUGUCUGAGAAGGAAACAGAUAGAAGCUUUGGGUUGAGAAAUUUCAGGUACAUUGAGACCAUCAAAGAAGCUUUGGAAAGAGAAUGCCCUGGAGUUGUUUCAUGUGCUGAUAUCCUCGUUCUCUCUGCCAGAGAUGGCAUUGUUUCGCUAGGAGGUCCCCAUAUCCCUCUUAAGACUGGAAGAAGGGAUGGUAGAAGGAGCAGAGCUGAUGUGGUUGAGCAGUUCCUCCCAGACCACAAUGAGUCCAUUUCUGCAGUUCUUGACAAGUUUGGUGCCAUGGGAAUUGACACCCCUGGCGUCGUUGCACUGCUUGGAGCACACAGUGUUGGUCGAACCCAUUGUGUGAAGUUGGUGCACCGUUUGUACCCAGAGAUUGAUCCAGCUCUGAACCCUGACCACGUCCCUCACAUUCUGAAGAAGUGCCCUGAUGCCAUUCCAGACCCUAAGGCGGUGCAGUACGUGAGAAACGACCGUGGCACUCCCAUGAUUCUAGACAACAACUACUACAGAAACAUAUUAGACAGCAAGGGUCUCUUGAUAGUGGAUCACCAACUAGCCAAUGACAAGAGGACCAAGCCUUAUGUGAAGAAAAUGGCCAAGAGCCAAGACUAUUUCUUCAAGGAGUUCUCUAGAGCCAUUACCUUGCUCUCAGAGAACAACCCUCUCACUGGCACAAAGGGUGAGGUCAGAAAGCAGUGCAAUGUUGCCAACAAGCACCAUGAUCAGGACCCUUGAAUUUUCCUCCCCUUGUCUAUGAUCGAGGAAGAAAAUCUGUAAUAUAUUAUGCAAAAAAUAAUUAAGGUCUUUUCCUUUAAAUGGGCUGGUUCAAUGAACCGAGACCACUGCAGGUUCAUGGGGAUGGGAGGAUUAAGAGGCUAUGUUUUUUAAUCUUCCGAUGUUACUGUUGUUUUUUUUUUAAUUUCAAUAAGGAUAUUAUAUAUGUAGUACUAUGCAAGUAGCUUAGAGUUGGGUAGAAGGGCAUGUUCAUGGUGUUAAUUAUGUUAUGUAUGCGUGUGAGUGCUGUUAUGAUGGCAGUGACAAUGCUUAUGAUAUUCAUACUCAUAAAGCUAGGUUGUUCUUUCUAAAUAAAUAAAUCAUGGCCCAUGGGCAUUAUACACUGUUAA
Messenger RNA from Glycine soja, 1507 nucleotides. RefSeq names its product peroxidase 42-like. Lineage: Eukaryota; Viridiplantae; Streptophyta; Magnoliopsida; Fabales; Fabaceae. Gene Ontology annotation, molecular function: heme binding; peroxidase activity. The record is from RefSeq and is a predicted model, not a curated record. Bases 108 to 1118 code for a protein of 336 amino acids. Gene Ontology annotation, biological process: hydrogen peroxide catabolic process; response to oxidative stress. The transcript has 4 exons.